This is a messenger RNA of Plasmodium malariae, 1698 nucleotides long. It is a transcript of the gene aPRS, whose product is annotated as proline--tRNA ligase, putative. Gene Ontology annotation, molecular function: ATP binding; proline-tRNA ligase activity. NCBI's taxonomy places the organism in Eukaryota, Apicomplexa, Aconoidasida, Haemosporida, Plasmodiidae. Bases 1 to 1698 code for a protein of 565 amino acids. Gene Ontology annotation, cellular component: mitochondrion. The transcript has a single exon. Gene Ontology annotation, biological process: prolyl-tRNA aminoacylation. The record is from RefSeq and is a predicted model, not a curated record.
AUGAACUUGCUCUAUUUUGUUUUUUCUUCAAAAUUAGAUAUACUAAAAAAAAAAAAAAAAAAUAUUUUUUUUAUAAAUAAGUAUUAUAAUAAGACGAAUUAUAAUAAUAGCUAUAAUAAUACAAAUUAUAAUAAUAGUAAUAAUAAUGGUGUGAGAAGAAAAAUUAUCAAGAGAUAUAACGCGCUAAUUGUUCUAUCAUGUAAUAAGAAAUCGUAUUUUGGCUCUGAAUAUAUUUUUAAUAAAAUAUAUAAUGAUAAUAUAAAACAGAAUGGGGAUAAAGCUAGCGAAUUGUUACAACGAGCUAACUAUAUCAGGGAUGUAAAUGGACUGUAUAAUAUUUUACCAUUAGGACUUCGAGUAAUAAAUAAAAUAAAAUAUUUUGUAAACCACCAUUUAGAAAAAAUUAAUUCUCACUGUCUAAUGUUAAGCAUUCUUCAAGCAAAAAAAUUAUGGAAUAUAUCAGACCGAAGUAAGCUAUACAGUGAUGAGUUUUUAUAUGUAUAUAAACAAAAACAACAAAAACUUAAUAAAAAUGCAGAAGAAAUUGUAAAAAAUAAAAUGGAGGAUGAUGGAUGUAUAUUAAGUCCAACUUGUGAAGAAGCAUCUCUAUCAUUAAUUAAUCAAGUGUUUAAUGAAAAUAUAACUGCAAAAUGUUUGCCUAUAUUAAUUCAUCAAUUUAAUUAUAAAUUUCGAAAUGAAAAAAGAUUUGAAAAAAGUUUAUUUAAAAGUAAGGAAUUUUUAAUGAAAGAUGGCUACUCAUUUCAUAGCUCCGAAAAAUGCAUGAAUGAAACUUAUGAAAUUUAUAAAAAUUGUUAUAGUCAUAUUUUUCAACAAUUAAAUAUAACACAUAAUAUUAUAAAAAAAAGAAAAAAGGACAAAAUGAAUGCAGUGGAAAGUCAUGAAUUUCAAGUGUUAUGUCGAGAUGGAAAAUAUAAAGAAGCUGCACACAUUUUCAAACUGGGAGAUUAUUAUUCAAAAAAAUUAAACAUAAAAUAUUUAGAUAAAAAAAAUGAAAAAAAAUAUAUUCUUAUGGGAUCCUACGGAAUUGGCAUAUACAGACUCCUCUACUUCUUAGUGGACAGUUUUUAUGAUCACGAAGGAAUAAAAUUGCCGGAACACCUGGCUCCCUUUACAGUAUAUCUCAUACAAACUAAUCAGAAAAGUAAAUAUUCCUCUACAAAAAUUAGAAAAAUACUUGGAGAAGUUAAAACGAAAGCUGGUCAAGUCUUUACAGUAAACGACGCACAACAAAAAGAAGCCCUUAGCGGUGGUGCAGGAUGUAAUGAAAAUAAGGAAAACAACGAAAACAAAACGAUAGAGUCGACUGAACGCAUAUUCUACAAUCCCCUAAACAGCAAUGAUGUUGAAUACGUUUUAGCCUUAUUUAUAUACAAUACAUUCAAAAAUAAUAAUGUAGACAUAUAUUACGAUGAUACAGAUUUACAUUUGUCCAGAAAGCUAAAAAACUGCGAUUUAAUAGGAGUACCCAACAGAAUUAUUAUAAAUUUAAAUAAAACAGAUAAAAACGUUAAAGUACCUGUCGAUUUUUAUAAUUAUAUAGACAGUUCACACAAUAUUCUCACAAACAAAUUAUAUUUAGCUUUUCAAAAUAUCACUAUUGAACACAGAAAGCGCUCUUCACAGGAAACGAAAAUGAUGACCAUUCAGCAGUUGUUCAGGUAUUUCAAAUUUAUGUAA